AUGGACCCCCGUGGGUCUCGGUUCCUGGACCCAUCCUCCGCGAUGGCGGCCAUAACCAAACACAAAAUUGAGGCAAUCAAGCUCGCUCGAGAGCAAGGAAUCGCUGUUCAGGAGAUGUGUCGACGUGCGAAAACCGAUGUUCCCCCUUACGAGUUUGAAGAGUUGAUCGGUAAAGGUGCGUAUGGCCGAGUCUACAAGGGUCACGAAACAAAGUCCGGUCGUCUGGUCGCCAUCAAGGUUCUCGAUAUCGAUUCGCUCGAUUACAAAUCUUUGCGAGAUUUUAGAGACGAGUCUAUCAAGGAUUUUAUUCACGAGACGACGGUUAUGAAGCAAGUUAAGGACGCUGGGGCGAAAAACAUUAAUGAGCUCAUUGAAGCCAUCUCUAUCCACUCACAAUUGUGGCUUGUUUGCGAGUACUGUCCAGGCGGUAGUGUCCGUACAUUGAUGCGUGCAACCGACGACAAACUUGAUGAGAAAUACAUAAUUCCAAUUGCCCGUGAGUUGGCUGUUGGACUUCGCGCUAUUCACGAGGCCGGAAUCAUCCACCGUGACGUCAAAGCCGCAAAUAUCCUAAUUCAUGAAGAAGGCCGCCUGGAGAUCUGUGACUUCGGUGUCGCCGGUGUACUUCAAUCACAACGAGACAAAAGAUCUACGUGGAUUGGAACACCACACUGGAUGCCACCAGAAAUGUUUGCAACCCGGGGCGAGGCUCAUCGUUACGGAAGCGAGAUUGAUGUGUGGGCAUAUGGAUGCACUCUGUUCGAAUUCGCGAAUGGCAAUCCACCAAACUCCGGCCUGCGAGAGCGUAUGCAAAUCGGCCGUCAAUUGAAUCGAAACACACCCAAGCUCGAUAGCGACAGGUACAGCCAAGGCCUGAAGGAUCUCAUCGCCUUCGCUCUUGAUUCCAACCCCGCCACCCGCCCUACAAUGGCUGACAUCCUAGCUCACCCUUACAUUGCCGACACGGAUGAGGAAUACCCCACCUCGAUUGUCAGUGAGUUAGUGCGAAACUACUAUCAAUGGUCUCAACGAGGAGGCCAGCGUAUCUCCUUGUUCCACCCAGGUGGUGCGGCGGCUGCAGAACUCCCUGGCGCCGAAGAGUCGGACGACGACUGGAACUUCAGUACAACAGACGGGUUUGAGCGAAGAUUCUCCGUCAUUGAUCUGGAUCAAAUCGCAGCUUCUUUGGCUGCAAUCGAACAAUCCGCUAGUCCAACCGAGACGUCCGCUGAGCAAGACUUCAUUGAUGAAGGCUCCGAGGGCGAAAUGAAUUAUGAGGACAAGGUCAAUUUCGAUGAACGUGUGCGCCGAGGCGCCGAAGCAAUGCAAGGGCUUUUCGAUGAGGAGAAGCCCAGCUACGUUUACGAAACAAAAAACGACUUUGUUCCCAUUGAGCCCACUCCAUCCAUCUCAGAUCUGCCUCUCCGCACAGACACAGAUCGCUCUUCUGUCACAUCAACCUUCAUUGACAUCGAUAUCGGCUCAUUCGAGGCAUCGCAUUAUGCGGCGGGAGCGCCUGCUGCCCAGCCUUUCCAAUUGGUCGAUGCAGACACUAUUCGCGCGAAUCGUUCCAGCAUUCGGUUGAAUAGAAACUCCAAUGAGAAUAGCUCGAAGUCCUCCGACAGUGGGAUUGAAAGCGACGGAGCUGCCUCUAUGGAUGAUACCUUCCAGCCAUCUGGUCCACGGCCUCCCACUAUGGACUGGAAAUUCCCAGUAUUCAUGCAGACUGAAGAGGAAAUACCGGCGGAAAACGAAACGACCCCGGAUCAAGACUCUGGCCCGGCUCCUGCCCAAGAGCCAAUAGAAGAAGAGUCCCUCCAGGCUGAAAAGCGUGCUACAAUGCAAUGGACAUUCCCUGUCAUGGGGUCCGUUCCCGAGGAGCAGACUUACACUGAUCGCCAUGACACUCUUCGCGCACCACUUCCUGAAAUCAAGCCUAUUCCUGAAUCACGGCCAAUGGACGAACCUGAUGACUCUCGUCCUUCCACAUCUGCAUCCAACGCAUCUGACUCGGACUACGAUCCUUUCCGUUUCGACCGCCCAACAACCCCCCAAGGCACAAAUUCUCUCCAUCAUAGCCACUUCUUUGACCGUGAGCUCCCUGAAAUGAUGUGCCAAGCUGGCUAUAAUGAGUAUGAGUCUUCGGGGCUUCUCGACGGGCCGGGGCCCGAUGAAGAAUCCCAGCCUAUGUGGCGAGACUCGACCGACGGUAGCACACCACCACUACCAACGGCUAUCCCAAUCCCCGAAACCCCCACUGCGUCCUCGGUGACAUCUGGACCUGUCUCAGAGCCCGGAUCUCCAAUCUUCGAAACAAUUCGUAAUGUGCGACGAGAGCAGGACCAUGAAGUUACGACCGCGAGACCCGAGGAAGUCGAUGUCAUCCCAUUCCCAUCACUUGUGGCACCCAGUGCCACCAGUCUGAUGGAGGGUGCCGAUGAUGCCGCUGUUGUAUCUGAGCUUGAUCGGCUGCUGGGCGACUUCCUUGGGUCUCUCUCGGCCACGAGCAAGGCUCUCUCGCGGUACCAUGUUGCUAAUGCCAAUGGCUACGAGGCUGAGAAGGUCUAG
Penicillium antarcticum is the source of this 2568-nucleotide messenger RNA. RefSeq names its product putative serine/threonine protein kinase. Bases 1 to 2568 code for a protein of 855 amino acids. The transcript has 4 exons. Gene Ontology annotation, molecular function: ATP binding; protein kinase activity. The record is from RefSeq and is a predicted model, not a curated record. Lineage: Eukaryota; Fungi; Ascomycota; Eurotiomycetes; Eurotiales; Aspergillaceae. Gene Ontology annotation, biological process: protein phosphorylation.